UCAGUCUCCCUCAGCGCCCCAGCAAGAGACUAGAGAAUAGUCAAAUCAGAUACCUUUCUCCAACCAGCUCCAGGGAUUCGCAUCGACGCCAGCCAUUGGUCGCCAAACAUAUCCACCUUUCGCCAUGGAGAACUUCUCGCAGGAGGAGAAGGACCUAAAGACACAGCUGGAGACCGUCUUCGCGAAGGCCAACGCCUUGCUAUUACGCCGCCGUGAUAAGCUCACAGCUGCCGGGAACGCUGCCGAGGAAGCUCGCAAAAAGUUCGCACAAACCCAAGAAAGUGCCUUCGCAUUUCUUCGAUCCUUCAGUGAUGGUGCUGAACUCGCCAGUCCUGAGCUGUCCACCGCACUGGCCCAGACCAAGGAGGUAAUCGAGAAACGCAUCAGCUCUGCCCGUGCUAUAAUCAACCACCACGAGCAACAUUGGAAGUUAGCACAACAACAGCUUGGUGAGGAAUAUGUCAACGGCAUAGAUUUCUCCCAGCUUAUGCCUGGGCUACCACGAGAUGAGGGAGAGCUUCGUACUGUGAAUGAUCUCAUAGAGCAGCUCGCUGCUGCAAGUCAAGACCUGGCGGAGAAAGAGGCAAAGGUGGAGGCUGCCCGGGCUAUAGUUUCAGCAGUGCAGCAACAGCUCUCGCCAGUUCUGUCAAAGAAGGCAUAGGGUGAGGUCGGGACAGCAAGCAUAGCAUAGGCUACAUAGGUAAUUCCAGCUUGCUCGAAAGUUUUCGGUUGAGCGAGCACCUGCUACGACGAACGAGAUCGCUGUGGUGCCGACCUUCGUUGACUACAGGAUACCUUCCCGCUUCUCGGCUCCCAUCCGCUUCUGCCCCAGCCUGCCAGAAGGUCUUCACGAAUUCCCCUUCCGCCCACCACAUCACAUCUCUUAUUACUAACGCUGCUGACUAGCCGUUUCUCCUA
Molecule: messenger RNA, 918 nt
Organism: Trematosphaeria pertusa
Lineage: Eukaryota; Fungi; Ascomycota; Dothideomycetes; Pleosporales; Trematosphaeriaceae
Exons: 1
Coding region: 125-661 (178 amino acids)
Source: RefSeq, a predicted model, not a curated record